Messenger RNA from Phyllopteryx taeniolatus (common seadragon), 3350 nucleotides. RefSeq names its product homeobox protein Hox-B5a-like. Gene Ontology annotation, biological process: anterior/posterior pattern specification; regulation of transcription by RNA polymerase II. The record is from RefSeq and is a predicted model, not a curated record. Gene Ontology annotation, molecular function: RNA polymerase II cis-regulatory region sequence-specific DNA binding; DNA-binding transcription factor activity, RNA polymerase II-specific. Bases 343 to 1218 code for a protein of 291 amino acids. Gene Ontology annotation, cellular component: nucleus. The transcript has 2 exons. NCBI's taxonomy places the organism in Eukaryota, Metazoa, Chordata, Actinopteri, Syngnathiformes, Syngnathidae.
CAGCAGAAGCGUGAGAGUGACAGAGAAGGAGGGAGCGCUUGCCCCCGCCCACGCCUUUAUCAUUACAAACCACAGAACAUGAAUUACCUAUCCACAGUCAUCGGCUAGAAUUUACAAGGGGUCAACAAAACCACGUGACUGCUCUCUGCACCCUACCCAACCCACUCUCUCAAACACGCACUCACCACCCCACCCCCAUAUUUGGACGGCGCAUACAGAGCUAAAAACCAAGUACAGUGCAUCGCCAUAAUUCACUAAUACUGUACAUCAUAAAUCGAUGAAAGUACCCGCGCUAUAAGGACCACGAGGAAUCCCACAAAUUAAGACCCCCAAAUCACCUAAAUGAGCUCUUACUUUGUAAACUCGUUCUCAGGGCGCUACCCAAAUGCCCCCGACUAUCAACUGCUAAAUUAUGCACCCGGCAGCGGUGCAUUGAACGGCGGGGCGUACAGGGAUUUUUCCACGGCCACCAUGCACCAUGCGACUGGCUCUUACGGCUAUGGCUGCAACGGUAUGGACCUGUCGGUCACAAGCCGGGGAGGGGUGAACACCAGUGCCUCAAACACAGAAGGACACUUCGGGGGAGACUGUCGGAACUUUAGCCCCGUGGACAGUGAGAGGAGUUUCAGGCAAUCGUCCAGCGGUUCCAUCGCCUCCGUCAGAGACAGUAAGCAGAGUAGUCGGAGCUCGUCUCCCCGCUCGGAGCAACCAGGAAGCGGUCUUCUUAGCAUCCUUAACCUGCCCUCGACCACGUCCGGCGGGGGAGCUACACAGAGAUUUGCGGAGCUGAACGAAAAGUCACCAGAAGCGGAUGAGAUGCAACACAACACGCGGGAUAGCGGCGAUGGCAUAACACAGCCUGCACAGAAACACGAGUGCGGACAGGCGGCCAGCUCAAACCCGGGAGGCACGACGGGCAGCGAGUCGCCCCAGAUAUUUCCAUGGAUGAGAAAGCUGCACAUCAGCCAUGAUAUGACGGGCCCCGAUGGGAAACGUGCACGGACGGCAUAUACCCGCUACCAGACACUCGAGCUGGAGAAGGAGUUUCACUUCAACCGCUAUCUCACGCGGCGGCGGCGUAUUGAGAUCGCACAUACGCUUUGCCUCACCGAGCGCCAAAUUAAGAUCUGGUUCCAAAACCGAAGGAUGAAGUGGAAGAAGGACAACAAACUGAAAAGCAUGACCCUUGGCUCUGCUGGUCCAGCCUUCCAACCCUAGGAAUUAGCAUUAUUAUUAAUAAUAGUUUUAAACACCAUUAUUUUAAUGGAAUAUUUUUUUUAAUACAUGCUUAAAAAUGGGAGAAACUGAAGACAAAAACCUCAACAAUAAAAGCUACCAAUAGAGGAAAAGGAGCAAAGAGACUAUAGGGACUCCACACCAGACUCCAAGACAUACUGUAUUCAGUAUGCAAAUAUACAACACAUAAUUUGUAACCCAGUACUAUAUUUCAACACAGCACUUUCAUUUCUUCGGCAUGGUGGACUACUGUGUUUUAGAUAAACGUUAAGCUAUUAAUGUGGUACUUGGUAGUGCGUUCUUGUGUUGUCGCUUUGAAAAACAUCUGUCUUCAUGGUAGAACACAAAAAGAAAAAAAAUAUCUUACAUCCUAUACAUCAUAAAUCUUGUAUAGCUGUUGCUUGCUAUAAAUUGUUAAUGUCUAGUGCGAAUUUGAACGUCUUUAUUGUAAGUUAUUUGGGACUACAGCCAAACCGUGUCUAAAUAACACCAUAGUUAUAUGCCAUUAAAAUCUGCUCUGGAGUUUUUGUUACUGUAAGCGUGUGUAUACGUCACCUUUUUUUUUUUUUUAACUUUCAACUAUUCAUGUAAUUUUGUCCUGUAGCAAUUCAAAUCAAAGCAUUUAUAAUUGUCAUUAUUACUGUAAUUAUGGGACCUAUAUGUUUCAGUAAAGUACAUUUUGAAUGUAUGGCUGCUGUAUCAUUAGCACCUGCUAAAUAAUUAUUUUUAGUAUUUUCUGUGUGAAAAAUAUACAUGCUGUCCGACAAAAAUAUUGUGCUGUAGUUUGGAGUAUAGUGUAGAACUGUAAAACUCAAAAUACGUCACUCUCAGUAUGAAUAAAAAAAGGCAAAAUGUAUACCUUUCUUACAUUAUCAAUCAAAAUUGGGCAUUAUCUUAUUAAAGGCAGAAUAUUUGAUACAGCAAUUGUAUUGGAUCGCAUUGGAUUGUUCUAAAAUGCAGGUAGGACCACUGUUAACGUGAGUGUGGGUCUUCUAACCUGAUGGUCCUCAAACUUUUUACACCGAUUACCACCUAAUUUGUUUUUUUUUAUCUCCAUGUACUGCCAUAAUGCCCAUCAUUAAAAUACAGAAGGGUAGUGGGCCUAAGUGUUCAUCAAACAAGUUAUUUCUAAAAAGUAUAUUUAAUAUGAUACACAACUGUAAUACUGUGCAGUUUGAACAUUAGUGCUGUGCUUCUAUAUCGUAAAAUAAAAAUAAAAACCUGCUACUUGAGUAAUUACCCAAUUAAAAUAUUGCACAUUAAGGUUAAAUAAUCAUUGUACCUCAAUAAAUGUUUAAAAACAAACAGUACCUAAAGAUGAAAUGUGAAUGUUUGAAUACAACUGAACUGUACACUGAAAAAUGUCCUCUGAAUUUACUUAUUUUGAACAUGUAUAUCGGUUGCACAUGAUUAAAAUGUGUUAAACAAAUCAGUAUUAUUUGAUUACUUUCUCUGAAAAGAGUGAAAAAGAUGCCAGUUUACCCCAUUUUAAUCAUGAGCAACCAAAAUAUAAAGUAAUUUUUUUGAGUGAACUUGGGACGGGAUUAUUUAGCAUACCACCAAUGGGAGGCCACCUACCACCAGUGGUACUCGUACCACACUUUGAGAAUCCCUGUUGUAACCCAAUAGAACAAAAUAUUGAUAAAUAAGAACUUGCACACCAAACGUGCCCCAACAUGGCAUCAUCAAAGUUGAGGAUUGUGUAAAAUAUCCUUUGGAGCAGGGGUGUCAAACUCAUUUUUGUCUCUGUCCGCACUGUAGUUAUGGUUUCCCUCAGAGGACCGUUAGAACAGUGAAAGGUUUAAUCACCAAAUAAUAUUAUCACCAUUACACAACAAAUUGAGGGAUAACUAGUUUUGAAAUCAGAAGACAAGGAUAAUAGUUUGUUCAAGUAUUGUUUAAGUUACUGUAGAAGAAGGUUUUGGUAACAGAAAAAUGCAAUAUCUCAACAUUAUUGUUUAUUAUUAUGACAAUUUGGAAUUUGGGUACAGAUUUUAGCAAAAAUCACAGAAGUUGACGAGCAUGAUUUGCUUUCCCGGGCCACAUAAAAUGAUGUGGCGGGCCGUAUCUGGCCCCCGGGCCUUGAGUUUGACACCUAUGCUUUGGAGCAUCAU